Messenger RNA from Pantherophis guttatus, 2961 nucleotides. NCBI's taxonomy places the organism in Eukaryota, Metazoa, Chordata, Lepidosauria, Squamata, Colubridae. The record is from RefSeq and is a predicted model, not a curated record.
CCCUCCUUAUCCUGCGUUUCCUUUCCCGCUGCCGUCCUCGGACUACGAAUUGUUGUUGUCAGUACGUUUCGUCGCCUUCCGUGGGACGCAGGAAGCGCGAGCGUAGUCUGUUGGGUUUAGAGUCUUCGGAACUUCAAGGAAAGGGGUGUGGGCACGAGACACAGAGCGAUCGGACCUCUGUAGUGGCCCGUUGACACUUCUUCACUAAAGAGGCCGAUCUGCAGUCUCCUACCCGGUAUGGUUGUAGACGGCGAACACUGAAGUGGAACCUCCGCUUUCCAUGCAGGCAGCGGCGGGUGGGAAGUCGAGGCCGCGACAAAAAGAAAGCCUGCCGCCGUCACCAGUAGAACCGAGAGAAAUAGCAGUGGAAGAAUGUGAAACUGGUCUUGGUAUUGGAUAUAGAAAUGUCAGCAGAUGGAUCUUCUAAAAAUAUGAUGAUCAACUUGAUGAUCAAAGCAUAACUAAGAUGUUACCUUUGAAAAGGGCAUUGCCAAGAUGCAUUUGGCAGAGAAGAUGAGUUGUGCAUCUAUUUCAGAAAUCCUUAUAUGAAAAGACACAAGUUUAAGAAAGUGUCGGCAUUACUACUCGGAGAGUAUGGCAGGUUUUAAACGAGGAUAUGAUGGAAAAAUUGCUGGAUUGUAUGAUUUGGAUAAAACCCUAGGCAGAGGUCAUUUUGCUGUGGUGAAGCUUGCCCGACAUGUAUUUACAGGUGAAAAAGUGGCAGUAAAAGUAAUUGACAAGACCAAGUUAGAUACUCUUGCCACAGGACAUCUUUUUCAAGAAGUCAGAUGUAUGAAACUAGUGCAACAUCCUAAUAUUGUUCGUCUGUAUGAAGUUAUUGACACUCAGACCAAACUUUAUCUGAUCUUAGAACUUGGUGAUGGAGGAGAUAUGUUUGAUUACAUCAUGAAACAUGAAGAAGGUCUUAAUGAAGAUCUGGCAAAGAAAUAUUUUGCUCAGAUUGUUCAUGCUAUAUCCUAUUGCCAUAAACUGCAUGUCGUUCACAGAGACUUAAAACCAGAAAAUGUUGUCUUUUUUGAAAAACAAGGACUUGUGAAAUUAACUGAUUUUGGAUUUAGCAACAAAUUUCAACCUGGGAAAAAACUUACAACAAGUUGUGGCUCUCUUGCAUAUUCUGCUCCUGAAAUUUUACUUGGCGAUGAAUACGAUGCUCCUGCAGUAGAUAUAUGGAGUCUGGGAGUUAUUCUUUACAUGUUGGUAUGCGGACAACCACCUUUUCAAGAAGCAAAUGAUAGUGAAACUUUGACUAUGAUAAUGGAUUGUAAAUACACAGUACCAUCUCGGGUGUCCAAAGAAUGUAAAGAUUUAAUUACACGAAUGUUACAAAGAGAUCCCAAACGAAGGGCAUCUUUGGAAGAAAUUGAAAAUCACCCUUGGCUACAAGGAGUUGAUCCAUCACCUGCAACAAAAUAUAAUAUUCCUUUGGUUUCAUAUAAAAAUCUUUCAGAGGAAGAGCACAAUAGCAUCAUACAGCGCAUGGUUCUUGGAGAUAUUGCAGAUCGAGAUACUAUUGUGGAGGCUCUGGAAACUAACAAAUACAAUCACAUCACUGCUACCUACUUUUUACUAGCAGAGCGCAUUUUAAGAGAGAAACAAGAAAAAGAAAUACAAACCAGAUCAGCAAGUCCAAGCAAUAUAAAAGCGCAAUUUAGGCAAUCAUGGCCAACAAAAAUCGAUGUUCCCCAAGAUUUAGAUGAUGACCUUACAGCUUCUCCAUUGUCCCAUGCAGCUGUUCCCCAAUCUCCUGCUCGUAAUGCUGAAAAUGUUCUUAAUGGACAUAGAAGUAAGGCACUUGAGUCGGUCAAGAAAGAAGAUAUUCCUGAAUUGGCUGGACCAGCACUUUCAGUUGUUCCAUCAGUGAAUUUAAAACCUACAACUAGUAGUCGGAAGUGCCUAUUUAGAGUGGAAGAAGAUGAAGAGGAGGAUGAAGAAGAUAAAAAAAUUGUUUCUCUGUCAAAUCAAGUUGUUCUGCGUCGUAAGCCUUCUGUUACAAACCGUCUUACUUCCCGAAAAAGUGCCCCAGUUCUUAACCAGAUUUUUGAGGAAGGGGAAUCUGAUGAUGAAUUUGAUAUGGAUGAGAAUUUACCUCCCAAACUAAGUCGGCUAAAAAUGAAUAUUGCUUCACCCAGCACAGUGCACAAACGCUAUCACAGAAGGAAAAGUCAGGGUCGUGGAUCUAGUUGCAGUAGCUCAGAAACAAGUGAUGAUGACUCAGAAAGUAGGCGGCGUCUAGAUAAAGACAGUGGAUUUACUUAUUCCUGGCAUAGAAGAGAUAGUAGUGAAGGUCCUCCAGGAAAUCAAGGAGAUGGAAGUGGACAAGGAAAACCAAGCAAUGGAAAUGGAGGGAUUGACAAAACAAGUCCUGGUGAUAAUCAUAAAGAGGGUGGAAGUCCUUCCAGUGGCUCUAGUGGAAGCACGAAUAAUAAUUCAGGUUCCACUCGCAGAUGUGCAGGAUCUGGUAAUUCAGUGCAGUUGUCAUCAAGAAGUGCGGGUGAUCUGGUUGAAAGUCUCAAGUUGAUGAGCAUUUGUUUAGGUUCUCAUAUUCACAGUAGCACUAAGUACAUAAUUGAUCCCCAAAACAUUUCAUUUUCCAGUGUGAAGGUGCAGGAGAAAUCAACAUGGAAAAUGUGCAUAAGUUCUGGGAGUGUAAAUCCAGUUUCAUCUUUGAGCAGUAUAAAAUUGUUUUCUGACCAAAUGUCAGAUACAGCAAAUGAGUUAGAACGAAUAAAGAACAAGAACUUGAAAAAUAAUGUGCUACAACUACCUCUAUGUGAAAAAACAAUAUCUGUGAAUAUUCAGCGAAAUCCGAAGGAGGGAUUAUUAUGUACAUCAGGUCAGACAACUUGCUGUCAUGUUGUUUGACAAUAGUCAUAUUUAACCCAUUCUACUUGACAUCACCAAUCUUCCUGUUCAGAGCUGUGAAUACUUUAUUUCACUGAA